AAGUAGGCCCAUUAACCAUCCGAGUUGGUAACGGAUCCAUCCGCGCUCACGAUCUGCAUAAGAACUGAACAGCAGCCAUGAACACGAGGAGUUGAAGCCUUGAAGACCAUCAACUAUACGAUCGGAGUCGGAGGCGACAAAUCACCGAUCAUGGGCACAGACCACGGCGACGUCGAUCCCGGAGCCGGAGCCGGAGCCGGAGCCGGAGACGAGGCGGCUGAUCCUGAUGACCGCAUCAGCGGCCUCCCCGACCACCUCCUCCACGACAUCCUGAUCCGCCUCCCGGGCACCGCCGACGCGGCGCGCACGAGCAUCCUCUCCCGCCGCUGGCGCCGCGUCUGGGCUCACACCCCCGUGAUCUCCCUCGACUACAGGUGCGGUUUCGAGCCGGCGUCCCCUGGCGGCCGCGUGCCCGACCGUGUCGACGCCGCCCUGGCCGCGCACGCCGCCGGCACCGGGACGGGGGUCGUCAGCCUCAGCCUCAGCCUCAGCCUCAGCCGCCUCGAGAUCACCCUGCGGUUCGAAAGCUUGAACCACCUGCGCACGGACCGCAUCGCCGCGUGGCUGCACGUCGCCGCGCAGCGCCUUGCGGGGGAGCUCCGGAUCACGCUGCCGUUCUGCUACCACAGCGCCAUUGCCGACGGCGACGACGGCCUCGGCGAGGUCCUUCUUCCCGUGUGCGAGAGGGCCACGUCCAUCCGCCUCGACCUGAGCUACCGCACCCUGCGGUUCGCGCUGCCCCCCGCCGGAGCCGGAGCCGGAGCAGGCGGCGUGUUCUUCAAGGCGCUGGCCACGCUGACGAUACGGUUGGCCUGCCUCCACGCCCGCGACCUGGAAGCCGCCGUGUCGUCGUCUCGCUGCCCGUGCCUCAAGAAACUCGUGAUCGAGUCGAUCAGGCUGCAGCAGGACAACGGCGGCGGCGACGGCGACGACGACGAAGACGGCGACGGCGACGGUGGCGGAGCUUGUGACCUAUCCAUACGGUCCGACUCACUGGAGUGGCUGGAGAUCUCCUACGGCGUGCGAGACUACGGCCGGCUCCAUGUCGACGCCCCAAAUCUCGAGACGUUUCAUGCGUGCAUCACUUGUGGCUUGUGCGUGCUUGCCCCGAAGCUCUCGGAGGUGCGGUGGUGGAGCAGCGACGACCAUGCCUAUGACUCGAGCCGCCAUCAUCUCGCACGCGCCGGCCACCAACUCCGGCGCCUAGAGGUAGGAGCCGAUUCGUCUGGCCUCGCUUUGAUGCGGCAGUUCAACACGGUUGACGAGCUGGGCCUCACUGUAAACCUGAAGCGGGGUGUAGAAGAAUACGAGAGAUUUCUGAAGUACACGGAUACACUUGCCAAGAUUUAUGAUGAUAGAGCAUGGCUUUCAGCCAGCUAUGCUACACCUUCUCCGGAAAUGUGCUGGCGUACCAAGGCUUGUGGUGCAGCUGAGCAACAGGCUGGAUGGCUACCCCUACCCAUGCAAGGUGUCAUGAGGAUGUCCAUGUAGCCGACUAGAGAACUGCAAGACACAGAAUGUUGUGUUGGAUUCACUUGAAGAAAUUGUAAUAAACGACCAUGGAUGCGUUGACCAUAAAGCUGAACUUGUGAGGCUAUUGUGCCGAUGCAGCACAAGAUUUCACAAAAAAGUGGCCAUUACCGUCUGGCACAGUGGACGAACAGAUGAUCUCCGUAACAAGAUUUUUAGUAUUUGUCCUCCAAACAACAAAACUGAAAUCACUAUACAGCAGUGCACGUGAACUGGGACUUUGGGUCCCUACCACACUGUGGUUUGUAAAUCUUCUUUUAGCACAGCUCGCAACGGUUUCAUGUUCUGUGGUUGUGGCACUAUUUAUGCACUGUUGUAGUAUCGUUAUUCAUUGAGCAGUUUUUCUUUCACCUCCUUUCAAAACAACUAGAAACCAAGUGGUUUCAUCGGCUUAUGGAAGCUGGUGCUAUAGUGUUGAAAGUGAAAAAGCUGAAGCCGGUACAAACUUUGCCAUA
Molecule: messenger RNA, 1985 nt
Organism: Sorghum bicolor (sorghum)
Lineage: Eukaryota; Viridiplantae; Streptophyta; Magnoliopsida; Poales; Poaceae
Product: FBD-associated F-box protein At4g13985
Exons: 3
Coding region: 151-1491 (446 amino acids)
Molecular function (GO): protein binding
Source: RefSeq, a predicted model, not a curated record